CGAGUCAGGAGAUUUCGCUUACCAACCGUACUUUAUAUCAAGAAACUUUAGUUUCUAGGAAUUGAAAACAGUUUUGUACCGCAAAUUGUGACUAUCUUGUAAGUACGCAUUUCCUUUGUGUGACAAAAACAUGGCUGACGCACAUUCAGAGCGCUUUGAUGGAAUGUUGCUAGCGAUUGCACAGCAGUGCGAAGGAGGAAUUGCUGAGUUGUUAGAUGUAUUCUUUGGAUUUCUGGAAAGAAAGACAGACUUUUUUAUUGGAGCUGGAAAAGCAGAUGCAGAGAAAAUAGUUUUAAGCAAGUUUAAAGAGCAUCAGAAAAAAGUUGAAGAGAGAAAGGAAAAAGAAAGAAAAGAAGCUGAGGCUUUGAAAGCAGCAAAGGCUAAAAAGGAAGCUAAAGAAAAACCAGAAGCUAAGAUACAAGAAGUGACAGAGGAAGAAGCAGAGAAAAUAAAGAAAGAAGAAGCAAAAAGGAAAGAGAAGGAACAAAAAGAAACGGAAAACAAAAAAACAGAUAGCGAUAAAAACAAUGAAAAUGGAGAGGCUGCCAAAGAUGACGAAGCAGAUGAUGAAGAAGAUGAAGAUGCAAAAGGAAAAAUGAAACCAAACUCUGGUAAUGGAGCUGAUCUUCAGAAAUAUAAAUGGAUACAAACAUUAUCAGAAGUGGAGGUCAGGAUUCCUUUGGAAGUCAAUUUUAAAGUAAAAGGUAGAGAUGUAGUGGUGGACAUACAACAGAGUCAUUUAAAGGUUGGUUUGAAAGGACACCCUCUCAUCAUUGAUGGGGACUUUCCAAAGAAGGUUAAAACUGAAGAGUGUUCAUGGGUGUUGCAGGAUCAGAAAGAUGUUGUUAUCUCACUUGAAAAAGUUAAUAAGAUGGAGUGGUGGUCUCAACUGCUGACAACAGAUCCAGAGAUCAACACUAAAAAAGUUCAACCAGAAAAUUCAAAGCUUGGUGAUUUAGAUGAUGAGACACGAGGAAUGGUAGAAAAAAUGAUGUUUGACCAAAGACAAAAAGCUAUGGGAUUACCCACCUCCGAAGAACAGAAGAAGCAAGAUGUUCUUAAAAAGUGAGUUAGUUUUUUACUAGUAGAAGCAUGCUACAGUAAAGCAUUGUAGAUGUAACUUCCCUUCGUCGGUAUUAUUUCGUCUUUACUUUUGGUACAUGGUAGAUAUAUCUUGCUUUAAGAAUGCUCGCAGGUUGUCAGUUUGUUAGUUUAUUUAUUACUAGAAGAAGCAUACUAAACCAUUGUGGGCCUAUUUACAUUGUAAUUACGGAAAUACCAGCCUGUGAGAAGGUUAUCCACUCAGGAAAAUUAAGGAAAUGUCAGGAGAAAUUUUUUGUCUUCAAACCACAUUCCUCCAUCUGUAUUUAACAAUUAUUCCACGAGCGCGCGUUGGAUAUGAGAUGGUAGUUAGCCAAUGAGACGCGUAGAGCCGAGUUGGCUAUAAUCAUUUCAUAUCCAACAAGUGCAAGUGGAGCAAUUGCUUCAUAAAAAACGCUCCCAAGUAUAAAAACUAAACUAAGAUUAAGAUAAAAACGUCCGAAAAAAAAAUCACCUGUACCCUUACAUAUUUGUGGAGCACGGUAUAAUAGCCCAUAGCCCAUGAUGGCUAAGCCAAUGAAAACUCUCAAAUUGCAUUAUCCAAUGAUCCAGUUUUUAAUAAUGUUUAUUAUCUUGUCUUUACUUCUG
This is a messenger RNA of Orbicella faveolata, 1689 nucleotides long. Its product is annotated as nuclear migration protein nudC-like. NCBI's taxonomy places the organism in Eukaryota, Metazoa, Cnidaria, Anthozoa, Scleractinia, Merulinidae. The record is from RefSeq and is a predicted model, not a curated record. Gene Ontology annotation, cellular component: cytoplasm. Gene Ontology annotation, biological process: protein folding.